Molecule: messenger RNA, 1008 nt
Organism: Striga hermonthica
Lineage: Eukaryota; Viridiplantae; Streptophyta; Magnoliopsida; Lamiales; Orobanchaceae
Source: the annotation of a GenBank genome assembly
AUGGAGAAUAAUUAUUCUUUCUUCAUCUUCUCUACCCUGCUAAUUAUAAUACUCAGCAGCAUCAUUAACAGUAAAACAUCCUUAGCCGCCACAACCGACAAAAACGCACUUGUCCAAUUCAAAACUUCCAUCACCUCCGACCCUUACCGUCUCUUGGCCCAAAACUGGUCGAUCGAUACCUCUUCCUCCUCUGUUUGUCAAUGGAUUGGUGUUUCGUGCGGCACCAAACACAAUAACAGAGUGACGGGACUUAACAUUUCCGGUUUUGGCCUCAGAGGAACUCUGUCCCCACAUCUUGGGAACUUGACGUUUUUAAGAUACUUAGACAUCAGUUAUAAUAAUUUCACGGGGCCCAUACCUCGUGAGCUGUCUCGUCUGCGCCGCCUGAGGUCUAUAGAUAUGGGAUUCAACUCGUUUGCCGGACAAAUACCAACCUGGUUUGGGGAGUUACCUCAACUCGAGAUAAUGCGUCUGACCAACAACACGUUCACAGGGUCCAUACCUCAAGAGUUGUCCCUCUUGCAGCGCCUGAGGCUUUUAGAUAUGGAAGCCAAUUCAUUGACCGGACAAAUUCCGGUGUGGUUUGGCGCUUUACCUCAGCUUGAGCUACUGAACCUUAGAAACAACACGCUCAGUGGAAGAAUUCCAGAGGAGUUUGGCAAUUGUUCUUCCCUGCAACUACUAUAUCUGUCGUUUAACCAGUUGACUGGCUCCGUUCCAUAUAUUAUCUUCAAUUUGUCAUCCAUUAGAGAGAUUCGGGCUUCGUACAAUUACCUCUCGGGUACGCUUCCAAGUGAUAUGUGCAACAAUAUACCGAGCCUGACUUUUCUUGCGGUGACGAGCAAUCAAUUGGAGGGCCACAUUCCACCAAAUAUAGGCAACUGCACAAAGCUUGAGGUCCUUUCGUUAUCCGCCAACCGUUUCAAUGGGGAAAUCCCAAGCGAAAUUGCAAGUUUGAGCAUGCUUAGGGAGUUGUACCUGGGGGUUAACGAAUUUAAAGGUAUAUAA